GACGGAAAUACAAAAACGUUUUACCUUAGCUACCUGACUUCAAAAAGCUCCCUCAUCCAUCUUUGUCUUUUGGACAACGAAGGGAAAAGGGAUCUUCUUGCCUCCAUCCAUAAUCAUUCAACCUCCAAGAGCUUCCUCUUUCAAGCGCUGAUCAAGUGUUGACCGUGUUGGUUCACUUCUGACGCUACACUGUGGCUUAUCCAGCUGUCUCUGUAGCUAGCUAGUAGACUCGGUCAGAUUUGGGUGAGAAUCAUGAAGAUACCUUCCAGAUCCAAUGUACUACUUGGAGGCCUGCUACUGCUAUCCUCCAGUCCUUCGCCAGCAGUAGCCUCUCCAUUUGCCUCUUACAAGAACAGCAAUGCCUUUGUCCCAAGAUCACCACAACAAUCCACGGCAUCUGUUCUGAUGCAAAUCCCUCGAGGAGGUGCCUGGUACUUUGGCAAAAGGACGGCUGCACGUAGAUAUCGCGAACUCUUGGAAGAGCAAGUCACCAUGUUGGAUCGACAGUUGCGACAAUCUCAAGAAGAGCUGGCCUUGUUGCGUCGUCAACUCAAGACAUCCCAGUCAAUCUUGCAUCGAUCAGGUCUCAAGGGUGCUUCCGCCGAAGGCCAAGCCAACAAACUUGCCGCCUUGACGGAAAACCAAGAUUUGAAAAAACGAGUGGCCAGUCUCGCCAAAGAAAUACUACAAUUGGAAAAGAUGCGAGACGAACUCGAGGCAAUAAUACAAGUUCAGCACAUGAAAAUGGAAGAACUAGAAGCCAAAUUGCAAGAAAAGGAGUUGGCCAAUCAGAAUCUCGUUGCCAAAUAUGAAAGGGAGAUGCAAUCCUUGAAAUUGAGCAUUGAAUCCAAGUAUCAAAAACAAAUUGCCGAUUUGACCAAUCUCAUGAACAAACGUGUCGAAGAAGCCGCAGAGCAUGCCCGACAAGUGGCACUACGGGAACUGGAUGCCAAAGUUUCCCAAGCCACCCAGGCGGAACGACAACGGGGUGAAAAGUUGUUGGAAGACGAACGCAAGAGAUCCGAAGCCGCAGUGGAACGGGAAAAGGUCAAGAUGCGCAAGUUGGCCAAGGCAUUGUUUGAACGGGAAAAGAAAUUGAAUACAUUGGACAAGGACGUUAUGGAAGUUGCCAGCAGUAGCAGUAGCAGUACAGUCAAAUCAUCUUCCUUUGGCAGCAAGACGGGCAAUGCAACGUACAAGGUGGACACGAUAAGAAAGUUCUAGUCAGUUGCUACUUGGGUGGUAGUGUGGUUGUUUGGUAGGUCUGAGUGUUGUAAUAGUGUGAAUUUUCCUUCCCAACAAACGGUAGUGGUGCGGCAGCGUAUUUUAAACCCAUACAGUAGGUUGAUGCAUCCGAGGU
Molecule: messenger RNA, 1360 nt
Organism: Seminavis robusta
Lineage: Eukaryota; Bacillariophyta; Bacillariophyceae; Naviculales; Naviculaceae
Source: the annotation of a GenBank genome assembly